This is a messenger RNA of Dermacentor silvarum, 1943 nucleotides long. RefSeq lists its product as uncharacterized. The transcript is spliced from 4 exons. Bases 311 to 736 code for a protein of 141 amino acids. The record is from RefSeq and is a predicted model, not a curated record. NCBI's taxonomy places the organism in Eukaryota, Metazoa, Arthropoda, Arachnida, Ixodida, Ixodidae.
UGUUUUCGCGGCUUCGUUCGCGUUGGUGCGAGCGACGGGACGAAGGUCAAUUCGCUCGCUGCUGGCGCGCUUAGCUACAGCGUUUUAACAGCAAGUUUGCGCGGUCAUCGAGUGAGGUGUUCAUGUUUGCUUGUGCGCGCGUGACACCAUGCUUGUUAAUUUAGUUAGUAUGCCUUAAAGCUUCUAUUCUUACUUCGUGUAGUUGUGCACUAAUUUGCUAUCGCGAUCGAACUUCGCCUUUCUGGCGAAACUGCGAUCUUUUAUUUACGUCUGCCCUGCUACUGGACUUCUACCCAAAGAUGCAGCAAAAAUGGUCAAACGCCUGAAGCAAUUGACAAAGCAAAAGGAGAAUGAUGAAAUUGUUCCAUGCAAAAAGGUGGACAUAGGCGGAGGUGUCCUCGUUGAAGAAGGGAUAAUAAACCAACUCACCACGUCCUGCCAUGGUGGGCCAGGAAAAUUUGCUAGGACCCUUCUGCGUCAUGUUUUUGAGGAAAGUGAGAUGAAGGGGCGCUCGUUGUUUGGGGCAAAAGGCAGCCAUGGCCAGAAGGAGGGCCUUGAUCCGGUUAUACAUGCAGCAAACAUCCGGGGGUCGACCUAUCCUAUGUUAAAAACAGCUUGGCAUCAUUCCUGGCCAGAGAUAUCAAUGGGUGAUACUGGAUCAGGCAGCUCACAUUCGAUGGCACUCUCCAUCAAGUUUGAUUUUUUUGGUUGUUUUAGUGUGACAGCUGCUGUAUAGACUGUUGUUCGACAAAAUUUUUUUUCCUGCUGUAAUUCGCAGAAAAGUAUUUCGUCAUGAACAGAACUAUAUUAUGGAAUAAAUUUCAAGUUGAAUGAGCGUUCGUGUGUAUUCUUAUCUUAAUUCAGCGUUCGCAUCUCUGUUUGAGCUGCGGUUUGUCAAGUCUGUACAUACACCAAAUUGCCAAAGUGCUCGUAAAAUUGUGACACAUAAGGUUUUUUGCAUUGUUUAUUCUUGCAAAAAGGCUGUAGGUUUCCAUCUUCUGUUUUUUAACAUUGAUGUACAUUUUUGUAGUUCAAGUUCAAGCACUUAGGUAGCCAAUAAGAGUGAUAACUUUAUUUGUUCGUAAAAUUUAGCAAUUUUAUCCAUCAUCAUCAUCACCCACUAAGUUCUACUUUUUCAGUUCUCAUGACACUUUCUGCUGUGCUGUAAAGGGACAGGAAGCUUUUUUUAUGAUGUAUGUGCAGGUAGUGUUGUAUAUCUUCCCGGAAAAAUUGAUGCGAGUUUAACUAGGCAUGUGUAUGCUUUUGUUAGAUUUUCAGCAUGUGUGCUGUAGCUCUGCUCCCUUACACUUAAUAGCGCUGUAGGCACUAGCCUAUGUCUUAAAGGUUUCAUACAGUUGUGUCUUAUACACUGUAAUAAUGUGUCAUGUGCACGCUAUAAUGCAUAUUAGGGCACGUGAAAUAUGUCAGCCGCUCCUUUGCUUCCAUUCGGAUUAGGGAAAGUUAAUGUGAAGAGGCACCGGGGCAUGCAAGUGCAAAUAGCAAAGCAAUUCCAAAAUUAGGUGCACCAAACUGCCACUAGCCCAACAAAAUAUCAAUGAUAUUUCAAUGGCAAUUUUCGAAUUACCAAUGCCAUCUCAACAGGUGCACAAUGUACUUUCCAAUGCUGUGUCAAUAAUCACUCAACAACUGGUCAACAGAACUAUCACAACAGCAUUUCAAGACUGCAUCAAUAGUAACCCAACAGAAAUUCAACAAAAAUUACACAAUGAUAUGUCUAAGCACAAUGUAUCUUCAAUACUAACUCAACAACCAUUCAACAUUGACUUGCGUAAUUGUGUUUCAAUAAAAUUUCAGUGGCCAAUAUUCAAGAGCCCUCAACACUUUCGUCAAUGAUAUCCCAACAAACUCCCAACAAAUGCUCAAUACGAGAUUCAACAUUGCCCAAUGGUAUUUCAACGCAUUCUCAAUAAAAAUUUUUGUAA